Drosophila gunungcola (fruit fly) is the source of this 1145-nucleotide messenger RNA. RefSeq lists its product as uncharacterized. The transcript has 3 exons. NCBI's taxonomy places the organism in Eukaryota, Metazoa, Arthropoda, Insecta, Diptera, Drosophilidae. Gene Ontology annotation, cellular component: nucleus; mitochondrial inner membrane. Gene Ontology annotation, biological process: apoptotic DNA fragmentation. Gene Ontology annotation, molecular function: single-stranded DNA endonuclease activity; nucleic acid binding; metal ion binding. Bases 17 to 1069 code for a protein of 350 amino acids. The record is from RefSeq and is a predicted model, not a curated record.
UGCUCAUACUGUUAAGAUGUACGAGCUGCGAUACCUUGUUAUAAGUUUAAGUCUGUUCCUAAUUAUAGGAGAUGUCCAGGGGUUUUGUCAGCUAACACAGGCAAACACAUGGACCGAUCGUAUUUUUGCCCACAGCGUUAACAAUCACUACGAACUCUUGCUCACAGAUCGAUUGGAAAUCAAUCAGCAAAUAAGUCUGCUAUGCGGUGGCAACCAGGCUGUGUUUAACACCACUUGCCAGAAAAGUGGUAAAUUCAACCCACAGCUGCCUAAGGCGAACUGUACCAAGGCUAUUCCACCGUCUGUGGUUCCAUCUUCAAGUUCGAUUUGUGCUCAUACCAUGUACCACGUGGGAUUUUGGUUUGGGAACACUUUUAUGGAGCUAUAUCGAAAUUGCUACGCUGCGAAUACAAUGACAGCAUUCUUCUCCAUCAGCACUGUCUACCCAACCUAUUUAAACUCUCUUCGACCGCCGACGGCUUUCGACCAAGAUGGAUUAAUUUCAGCCGCAGAUGCGGCUUCUUUUCAGCUGAGUAGUAUCUAUAAUCGAUUUGUGUACCUUUUCGGCAGCGGACAGCCGUAUAUAGCUUCUCCACAAAGCCUCUCCUUCGACCGAGGACAUCUAACUCCGGUCGCGGACUAUACCUUUCCCAACGUUUUGCGACAAACGAACAAAUACUUAAACGUCGUGCCCCAAUUCUAUAGUAUCAAUCGCAGCAAUUGGAAGAUCGUAGAGAAUUGGGUUCGUGACCAGAAACAAGUACUGAAUGUCUGCACGGGGGCGUUGGGUGUACUUGAGUUGGGCAACACGCAGAUUUACUUGGCGCCCGGCAAAAAUCCCGUUCCCAGGUGGACAUAUAAAAUUGUUCACAGAGCAAACACCAACCAGAAGUACGUGAUUUUGACCUCCAACAACGGAUGGGAGACCCAGAUGCCAAACCCAGCAUCGGUCUGCAGAGUUAUAGCAUGCCCCAGCAGCUUGAAACCAACAGGAACUGGAUUCACAUUCUGCUGCGAUCCAAUUGAUUUUAUUAACAGAAAUGUGCCUAAUCUUAGAGGUUCUUGCUAGUAUAUAUAUAUAUACCCUCUAUCAAACUACUAUUUAUCGAUUUUCCUAACAAUAAAAUUAUACAUUUUCUUAUUUA